UUUACUAUCGUGGCCGUAAGUGUUGUUACUCUGAGCAAAAAUAUGAAUCUUUCUGGGGCUCCAAGGCUCCAUUGACCCGGACAUUUUACGUGACAAACAGCAAAAAGCUCUCCCUGCGAUAACCGCCCAAAAUGCUGCCCCAGUACGAGCGGCUCGAUGACCCCGCUUCCGGUGGCCAGGAGUCGUCUGGUCGGAGCGCAAUCCGAGUCCGCUUCGGAAAGUUGGCUGUGAUUACGGUAUUGUUCCCGGUGGUGGGAUUCCUGUUCUGCGUUGUGUGGUCCCUGCUGUACAACUUCGAGCAAGCCAACGCAACCCACUGCAUGGUGUACAAUUUUCUGCCUUCGCUGUCGGCUGCCAUCGGAAACUAUCAGCCCCAGCGGUUCGUGUGGCAGUUCUCGGUGCUAGUGCAUGCUCUUCCACGAUAUGCUAUUGCAUUUUUGUAUAAAAACUUUCACAUUGGGCUGCUGCGGAAGAGGCGGAAGGAACUGGCCUACUUGGCGUGCAUUCUAAACAUUACCGAGCUUAGUUCCCUGGUCGGACUGACGAUGUGGACUUCUGUGUCGAAUUACGAUGUGCACAAAUUUUGCUUUAGUACAUUCGUAGUCGCAUCGAUGAUCUACAUGGUGACAGUGAUCGUCAUCAAUACGGUAACCCGCGAGGGAGAGCUAUUGACUGUAUCCGAACGGAAGUCUGUGAUGUACAAGAAAAGACUGCUUUUAGCCAAUGUCUGCUCGAUAUUGCUGGCAGUUUAUUUCUUUGUGCGGCAUAAUUCCUACUGUGAACCGGGAGUGUAUUCACUUUUCGCACUGAGCGAGUACUUUUUCGUCUACAGCAACAUUGGCUUCCACAUGACGGCCUAUUGGGACUUUAUCAGUGCCAAUCUGUUCUUUGAUUGGAAAAAUGGUAUCCACUUUUCGUCGGUCUAGGGCUUCUUCUAAACAUAAACGAUAGCACGAUACUUAUCCACUAUUUUAUGGGUAUUGGAGAUGGUAGAGACAGCUUGCACAUCACGGAUGAUGGAAGUGGUGCAACGCACUAAUAGGCAAUAAGUAUUCUAAAUACGAUUCUUAAGCAAAAUAUUGCGCUACUAUUUUGCGGAAAUACUGGUAAUUUGUAAUCGAAACGAUAUUACUGAUCACCAAGAUCUAGCAGUCUUAUGUCGGUUUAUAACAUAAGACUCCUCGCUGCUGUUUUACUGUAGAUGAAUCAUGAUUGU
Molecule: messenger RNA, 1216 nt
Organism: Ochlerotatus camptorhynchus
Lineage: Eukaryota; Metazoa; Arthropoda; Insecta; Diptera; Culicidae
Product: post-GPI attachment to proteins factor 2-like
Exons: 3
Coding region: 132-926 (264 amino acids)
Biological process (GO): GPI anchor biosynthetic process
Cellular component (GO): Golgi membrane; endoplasmic reticulum membrane
Source: RefSeq, a predicted model, not a curated record